This is a messenger RNA of Trichoderma harzianum CBS 226.95, 2019 nucleotides long. RefSeq lists its product as hypothetical. Lineage: Eukaryota; Fungi; Ascomycota; Sordariomycetes; Hypocreales; Hypocreaceae. Bases 1 to 2019 code for a protein of 672 amino acids. The record is from RefSeq and is a predicted model, not a curated record. The transcript has 2 exons.
AUGGCCUCUGAUGCGCAAAAUCAGUUCCUCUGCUCCCUUUGUCAGAGCUUCAUUACUUGGACCAAGAUCCCAAACUUGACAUCUGAAGCCGGAUUUGAGACGCCUUACAAGCCAAGUUUUGAAGCUCUUGAGGCUUCAGCGGCCCACUGCCCACUUUGCCAACAUGCUUUUCGAAAUGUCCUAAAUGGGAAGCCUCGUUAUGAUGGGCGAGAACCUACUCCAGUGUCAUACAGAAUAUUUGCCGAAGUCAACACGGGGUCCGAACGACGCUUAAUGAAUGUCACUUGGGUAGAAGAUCUUCCGUUCUCAAGUGCAGGCCCUCGAGACCCAGUAUACUAUCUUGCACAUCCUGAAAACAUUAAAAAUAGAAUAUUAUGGCGAGAAAAGGUACCAUCAUUCAACUCUCGGCUGAAGGCUGUCUCAGAAUGGAUGUCAGAAUGCGACUGUCAUCAUACUCGAUGCAUCGAAAAGCCAACACUAAGACCUCAAAGGCUUUUAGAUCUGUCCGACGUUGAGGAUUCGAAAGUAGUCCGAUUGAUCGAAACCUCUACUUCUGUUGAGAUCGAUGUUCGUUAUUCUACUCUUAGUCACUGCUGGGGACCCCCAACCUCCGAGCCACCAUUAAAGACUACGUCAACCAAUAUAAACAACCACUAUAUGGGUAUCCCGGUAGAAAAUUUGAAUCUCAAUUUUAGAGACGCCGUCUUCAUUUCCGUUAAGCUUGGUCUUCGAUACUUAUGGAUCGAUUCCCUAUGCAUCAUCCAAGAUGACCAUAGAGACUGGGAAAUGGAGGCAGCAAAAAUGGUAGACAUAUAUCGCCAAAGCUAUAUCAAUCUCGCUGCCUCUGCAGCACAUGAUGCCCAUGGAGGUAUAAUUGACGUAUCUUCUCUUCAUAUAUCCAGGCGUACGACUACCACUGUAGUCCGUCACAGCCUAGCGAGCCCAGCCGCAGCGAGCUUAGCGGGUGAGCUGUACGAGGAAUUCAUGAUCAGGCCUACGACACUAAAAGAAGAGUCUCGUAAACUUUUAUCUCGUUCAUCUUCCCCGUACUUUGCACGGGGUUGGGUACUCCAAGAAGUUGCGCUUGCUCCGCGGACGAUGUACUUUACAACCGAUCAAAUGAUGUGGCAAUGCCGGCAUCUUUUUGAAUCCGAAGACGGAACAUGCUCUUCAAGCGGUGGGGUUCCGGCAUUGACUUACGCUUAUUCAACCUCAGAAAUUUUUGACUUUACAAAAAAACAGAAAGCCUUCUCAAUAUGGCAAGUGUGGCUGAAGUCAUAUGUGACUCGAGAGCUUUCAUAUCCCUCCGAUGUCGCAGCCGCAGCCGCAGGCUUAAUCAACUAUUACCAAUCUGCAACUGGGUACACACCUAUGCUUGGGCUGUGGAAAGAAACGCUGUAUGCUGAUCUGCAGUGGUCGAUUUCGGGUGGUCACUUCCAGGACGCGCCUCCACGAAAUAACUUUCCAUCUUGGUCUUGGCUAUCUCUUUUACCAUGCGGUAACCCAGGAGUAUCGUUCGAUGAUAUUACAUAUCUUGGGAGCACAGCCCAGUUUCUUCGAAUUGAAGAAUGGGAGGAGAAGUGGAGCGGUCUACCUUUUACAUCGACACUCCAGUUCUCAAAAUUGGUGAUUUCAACAAUCACUCAGGAUGGAAUACUUUCCGUUCCCUCUGCUGAAAGUGAGACUGUUUCAAGUGUGAAGGUUGAAGUACAGGGAAGCUGUAUAUGGUACGAUUAUCCCAAGAUCGAAUACCAGCUACCUGUGGGAUCGAAACAGGCAGUUAAGGUAGCUCAUCACGAGCAAACCAUAUUUCGAUAUGAUACUACCGGUAUCGCACGUUCAUUUCGGGACAGCUAUCUUGUUAUAAGAAUGACAACAGAUAAUCCUCCCCGAUAUCAACGACUUGGGACUGGUAAGAUUUAUACAUUCAUUGAUGAAAAAGUAGACACCUGGAGUCCAACAGGCCACUUGGAGAGACACUUUAAGGAAUCAGAUAGACAGAGUAUUGAACUAGUGUGA